ACAAUGUUCAAAAGUGCUCAAUUGGCUGUGUUAUAAUACUUGUGGGAGAUCAUGGAGUGUAUUUACAAAUCUUUUGAUGUUUUAUUUCCUGUAAUUUUAGACUAUCGCUUGUACUAAAAAACAAAAAAGUAGUUUAGCAAUAUAUUAGUUAGAACCUGAAUGGAGUAUAUCUGCAAAUCUUUUGUAGUUUUUAGACUAUCGCUUGUACUACAAAAAAUUAAAAAGUAAUUUAGCUAUAUAUAUAUUAGUUGGAACCAAAAUCAGCAUGCACGUUUGAGCCGGCCUAUUAUUUAAUGCUCUAUUAUUCUCUCAACUAAAUAAUUCGUAUAAUUCCCUGGCCCAUUUGUUAUUAAUUAGUUAAAAUCGAUGAUAUUUUUGUUAGAUAUGGUUGGAUCCCUUAAAUGGGUUUGAUAUGGUCGCAUCAAGCAAGUUAUAAAAGGUUUAAUUUUUUGUGUCUUUUUGGUAAGGAGAGAGAAACCAAGAUAACAUUAUUAACCUUCAGGAGCUGGUAACAAUGUUUUUAUCUCCUGUUGCUCAAAGAUCUAGUACACAAGUACUUCCUCUGUUUUUGUUCAGCUUUCUUCUCCUUUAUUAUUGCUUUUAUUUUGCAAAGGACCUAUUAGUAUGGUGAUUUGGAGUAAUUGCUCCUUUAGACAAGAUCCUGAGUUCGAAUCCUAGCAUUUGUGUAAUGUGUAUGAGCUUAGUAUAUUAUCGUCCCUCUUAAUAAAAAAAAGUUUUUUUAAAAAAAUUAUUCCUUUUGUUUUGUAUUCGAUGACUGCUAGGCUUGAUCAAAUUCCAACUACGACAAAACUUUCUACAAAUACCUUAGCGCGUGGUUGAUAGGUAUUAUGUGUACAAGAGAAGCAUUGUGCUUCUUUAGACCUAUAAAAAAGUGUAAAGCAGUGCAAGACUAACAAGUCUCCUCUAGUUUCUACUUAAUAUAUAUCUUCAAUAUUCUCUUCAAAUUUCUGAAUAAAUAUAUAUAAAACCAAUUUGAAAUAUCAGUAGCAGCCUCAAUAGAUGGCGCAGGCAAAUAGCAAUGGCAAGGAUAGUAGAUGGUCUCUUCACGGAAUGACUGCUCUUGUCACUGGUGGAACCAAAGGAAUUGGGUAUGCUAUUGUGGAGGAAUUGGCGGGGCUAGGUGCAACUAUACAUACCUGUUCUCGUAAUGAAGUUCAGCUUAACGACUGCUUGAGCCAAUGGAAAAUGAAGGGUUUUGAUCAAGUCACUGGUUCGGUAUGUGAUGUAGUCUCAAAAGCUCAACGAGAAGAGCUUAUAAACAAGGUCUCAUCACUAUUUCACGGCAAACUAAACAUCCUUGUAAACAACGUGGGAACUGCCGAAAUAAAACCAGCAAUCGAGAACACAACUGAAGAUUACUCAUUUAUUAUGAGUACCAAUCUUGAAUCUGCUUACCAUUUUUCCCAACUUGCACAUCCUCUUUUGAAAGCUUCAGGAGCUGGGAACAUUAUUUUUAUGUCUUCUGUUGCUGGCGUUGUAUCACUUGGGACGGCUAGUAUAUAUGCUGCCACAAAAGGAGCAAUGAACCAAUUGGCCAAAAACUUGGCAUGUGAGUGGGCAAAAGACAACAUAAGGACCAACAGUGUUGCACCUUGGUUCAUCAGAACUCCCCUCACUGAGCCUCUUCUGAGUAACCAAAAAUUUUUGGAGGCUGUCAACUCUCGAUGCCCUUUAGGACGGACUGGAGAGCCAAAAGAGGUGUCUGCCUUAGUGGCAUUUCUAUGCUUCCCUGCAGCGUCUUACAUAACGGGCCAAACUAUCUGCGUCGAUGGAGGUUUCACUGUCAAUGGCCUCCUCUUCCAAGGACCAUGAAAAAAAUAUUUAUGUGAUUUGUGUGCUUGCUAGUAGUAGGAGAAGCUAGAGGUCUCUCUGGUUUCCUUGUCUUUUGAGUUCGGAAGCUCCUCUCAUCCAUCUCAUAAUAUGCUCUUGUUUGUGGUUUUAUAUGGAGGCCAUUGAUGUUUUGAGUUCGAUAGCUUGCUUGUUUAUGUUGAAAAGGAUAUUUUUGCUUGUAUUGAAAAUGCUACGUUCUCAAAUUUGAAAUCUUGUCGUGGACAAUUGUAGCUUGUAAUGUUGUUUUUGACAUGAAUUAUGAAUGAAUCUAUUAUUGUUUCAUUUUC
Prunus persica (peach) is the source of this 2138-nucleotide messenger RNA. RefSeq names its product tropinone reductase homolog At2g29150. The coding region runs from base 1021 to 1833 and encodes 270 amino acids. Gene Ontology annotation, molecular function: oxidoreductase activity. The record is from RefSeq and is a predicted model, not a curated record. NCBI's taxonomy places the organism in Eukaryota, Viridiplantae, Streptophyta, Magnoliopsida, Rosales, Rosaceae. The transcript has 5 exons.